GGCAGACGAGCGUGCCCGUUCAGAUAACGUCUUUCCAGCAGUCUUUCCGCAGCCCCUCGGUGUGCAAAGGAGGACGCGGGUCAUCAGGAAAGAUGUUCUUUGUGGCCGGAGCCAAAAAUACAGGAGGGUCAGGCCGAGGGAAUGAAAGGAGGUCACUCUACCAGAAGUUCCGCGAGGUAGAUAUACUGGACAAGAAAAAGACGGUGACAGCGUUGAAGCCUGGUGAGGAUCGAGCCAUCCUCUUGGGUCUCGGGAUGAUCCUCUCUUCCGUUAUGAUGUACUUUGUCCUGGGCAUCACCAUACUGCGCUCCUAUGCGGACAGCGUGUGGACAGAGGAGGGCGUGUGUGUUGUUGUCAACUCCACUGUCACAGCAGACAUGAACUGCUCCUAUAACUGUGGGUCAGACUGCUGGAGAGUCGCCAAAUACCCUUGUCUGCAGGUCUAUGUGAGCAUCAAUAACACGAGCCGUGUCAGCCGUUUAUCUCGCAAUGAGGAGACCCAGGAUGCCAGCUCUGAAUGUUUCUACGUGCCCAAGUGUCAAAAGGAUAGCAUGGUCAUGCAGGCCAUGAUUAUGAACAUCUCUGAGCGUCUAAAGGUAAGUCAGCAAGUUCUCUGCUACUAUGACCCUGGCGAGCAGCAGGACAGUGUGCUCUUGACCCGGCUGUACGGCCACAGUGCCGUCCUCCAUUCGCUCUUCUGGCCUUCCUGCAUGCUCACAGGGGGGACCUUCCUCAUCGUGAUGGUUAAACUAACACAGUAUCUCUCCAUACUUUGUGAGGAGAUAGGCAAGGUCAAGAGGUGA
Molecule: messenger RNA, 803 nt
Organism: Lampris incognitus (smalleye Pacific opah)
Lineage: Eukaryota; Metazoa; Chordata; Actinopteri; Lampriformes; Lampridae
Product: calcium-activated potassium channel subunit beta-2-like
Exons: 5
Coding region: 93-803 (236 amino acids)
Biological process (GO): potassium ion transport; detection of calcium ion
Cellular component (GO): membrane; voltage-gated potassium channel complex
Molecular function (GO): calcium-activated potassium channel activity; potassium channel regulator activity
Source: RefSeq, a predicted model, not a curated record